This is a messenger RNA of Pseudoliparis swirei, 2557 nucleotides long. It is a transcript of the gene tmem135, whose product is annotated as transmembrane protein 135. The record is from RefSeq and is a predicted model, not a curated record. The transcript is spliced from 15 exons. Bases 44 to 1447 code for a protein of 467 amino acids. NCBI's taxonomy places the organism in Eukaryota, Metazoa, Chordata, Actinopteri, Perciformes, Liparidae.
GCUGUUGCUGGCAGUCGGUCGGUCGGUCAGCAGCGGUACAGACAUGGCCGUCCUCAGCAAAAUACCGCACAACUGCUACGAGAUCGGUCACACCUGGGACCCGUCGUGUGUGCAGUCCGCUGUGGACGUAGCCAGGAGUGCAAUGGAGGUCUCCUUCAAAAUAUACGCCCCUCUUUACCUGAUAGCAGCCAUUCUCAGGAGAAGGAAGAAGGAUUACUACAUUAAAAGGCUUCUCCCGGAGAUCUUUUGGUCUACCUCUUUCCUCACCGCCAAUGGAGGUCUCUACAUUGUUUUCUUUUGCAUCCUCAGGAAAUUGUUGGGAGGGUUCAACUCCUGGUCGGCCGGGUUUGGCUCGGCACUGCCUGCCUCCUAUAUUGCCAUCCUCCUGGAGCGCAAGAGCAGGAGAGGCCUGCUGACAAUAUACAUGACAAAUCUUGCCACUGAGACUUUGUUCCGCAUGGCCGUGACGCGAGGCAUCGUCAAACCCGUCAGACACGGCGAGGUGCUCCUGUUCUGCGUAACGGCAUCGCUCUUCAUGUACUUCUUCAGGUCUAAAGAUGGCCUCAAAGGCUUUGCAUUCUCCGCAUUGAAGUUCAUCAUUGGGAAAGAAGAGAUUCCAACUCACGCUGUCGCGGGACAACCGAUCUGCGCGAGGUCCAUCGAGAGGGGCGCCGCGGCCGGAGAGCCCGAGGCUUCACAGCCGUCGGGAGAAACGCCCACGAGCAAAACUCUGGUGGCCCGCAUCAGGGAACUGCUGCGCUCCAUAUGCAAAAAGGGUCCGAGGCACAGAUGCUGCAAGCAUUACCAAGACAACUGCAUUACCUACUGUGUCAAAGGUUUUGUCAGGAUGUUCAGUGUCGGCUACCUGAUCCAGUGUUGUCUUAAAGUGCCUUCAGCGUUCAGGUACAUGUUCACUAAACCCUCGCGGCUGCCCUCCCUCUUCUACAACAAGGACAACUUCCAGCUAGGAGCCUUUCUAGGAUCUUUCGUCAGUAUCUAUAAGGGAACAAGCUGCUUGCUGCGCUGGCUGCGCAACAUUGACGAUGAGCUCCAUGCACUGAUUGCCGGCUUCCUGGCUGGUAUGUCCAUGUUCUUCUACAAAAGCACGGCAAUAUCCAUGUAUCUCUUCGCUAAGCUGGUGGAGACCAUGUACUUCAAGGGCAUUGAGGCCGGGCGGUUCCCUUACUUUCCUCAUGCGGACACGGUCCUGUACACCAUCUCCACCGCCAUCUGUUUCCAAGCUGCUGUGAUGGAGGUGCAGAACCUCAGGCCGUCAUACUGGAAGUUCCUGCUGCGCUUAACGAAGGGCAGGUUUGCCCUGAUGAACCGACAGGUGCUCGACGCGUUCGGGACUCAAGCCUCGCGGGACUUUAAAGGCUUCGCCCUCAAACUGGACCCCCGCUACACCACGGCGCUUCCACCCGGAGCCGACGUCCCGCUCGGUUGAGUCGGUGAACCCCUGAGCGGGAGAGGGCCUGUCGGGGUUUUACUUCGACGGGAAAUGGGACGGGCCGUUAUUUCUGAGUGAACUUGGGGAUUUUUUUUUCCUGACGGCUCGGAAGAGGUGGUGUUACGAGAUGGGAGGAGCUCCGCGGGAUGUCGAGCCUCAGCAGGGCGUCAUGGGUUUCAAUAGCGGUGCUGAACAAGCACAUUUACUGGCCCUGGCUUGUAUGCAAUCCGGUAACUGAUCAAAUGAAUAUCAUGCAUAGAGAAGUAUUUAUUAUAAAUAACUCGUUAUUAUUUAUACUUAUUAUAUUGUGUCCGAAAUUUCCCAUUUUCUUUUGGCAGGGUGACAUUACCUGGUGUGUAAGAUAUAGAAGGUAGUAAUAAGGUCAAAAACCUUAUUGUUAUUUAGAAGGUUGCUCUGACAACGGGGUCGAAACUCACUCAUCCUUUUUUGAUUAUUAUUUGGAACCGUUAAAAACCCGAUUUUGACUGACUUAAUAAGAGGAAUAAUUUAGGCUCAUAACUCCUUGAUGCUUUCUGAAUGUGAACUAUUUAAAUUGGUGUAAGUGAUGAUCAAAUCUUGUAUUCCACGGCAGACGAUGGGAGAUGUCUUUCCAUCGCGAUCUGUGACGUGAAACCAUUUCUAACGCGUGACUCAAAUUGAUUGUGUUUUUAAAUGCAAGUUUUUACCAAACCUCAUGAUAGUGGUUUAUUUUUGUAUAACUACACUUGACCAUAAUGACUGCAAUCACGUGAGAGUCACCUUUUUAUAGGGGAUGUGGUCAAGGAAGCAGAAAGAACCGCGGUGAAUAUGGACGCCACGUCGGUGGAGAAGAUGGUGAAGCGUUACCAAAAUGUUUUGGUAAUUUGUCGGUUUCUAAGACUAAUUUAGUGAUGAAAAUACCAAUAAUUUGACUUUGAAGACACAUAAAUCCAGUGUAAAUAUUGCUAAGUAAACAUUUGUAAAUCACAGACUGUUCAUUACAAGAAACCAGGUUGUUGGGGGAAAUCAUGUGAAGGCAGGAAAUUAGAAUAUGUUUACUACAUAUGCUGCAAAUCACUUGUAUAAUAUAUAUAUAUGUUUAUUAAAAAAAUCUAAUCUGAAACAUGA